UAGUACUAACCAAAAACAAAAGAGAAACUCCAAUUUUUCGGACCCCACACACCGAAAAACAAAACGAAACUUCGUCGUUUCGAUUUAAACGACGUCGUUGCGAGCCUAAAGCCGUAAAGAAACCGAAACCGAAACUCGCUCUCUUCAUCGUCCCCAGGAAACCACCAGAUCAGACUCUCUCCCUCUAUCUCUCCAAUGGAUUUUCGCAUUGGCAGCAUUUUCUACCUGUUCGUCUUAUCCUCUCUUCUCUGCCCGCAAUCUAGGGCUGAAGAUACUGCUUCCGUUUUCUUCAUCGAUAGCUCAACUCGCCAAUUUCUUCGCACUCCAUCAUCUAACGAUGUCGUUCAGCCUGAUUCAAUGUUGCCCUCAGAAGUUGGAGCUGCAGUAUCAGUCUUACUUGGUUUUUCACCACCCUUGACACUUUCAGCUGCUGGUUCAUCUAAGUUGAAUGAGGUUCUCAAGCCUAAUCCAUUUGAUAGGCCUCGUGCGGUUUUUAUCCUGGAAGUCCAAGGAACAGAUCCUAAGCUAGUGGUCAACUCAAAUAAUGCCAUGUUCAGCAGUGCGUCUGAGAGAAAGGUUAGUUUUGGUUUGGAGAAAGCUGCUGACAUUCAACUUCCAGAUGAAAACAAAGUCUCCGUGUUUUCCCUGGAUGAAUUUUUGGCAGAUUAUACUGACAAGGAAAUUGGUGAAUUUGCAUCUUGGAUGGAUGGUUCUUAUAUUGCCGAUUCCCUGGAGCCAUUAAAUGGGGAUUUAACUAUCCCCUUGGCAGAUGGUGCCAACAUGAAUCUCCAUAUGUCAAAGAAAGCAGAUAGGGAUUUUAUUGUAAGUCUUCUGUCUCUGAUUCGCAAUUUUAGAAGGGCAGUAGAGUUGCAUGAAGAUUUGGCACAAAGUACACGAAGUCCAGCUGAGUUGAUAACAGGCUGUUUUAAUGGCUUUAAGGCUUUGUCAGAGCAAUAUGGAUCUGAUGGUGUUUCUAAGCAUGGAGUGGAUCUAUUGGUAGCUACAUUGUCCAAGAUAUUUGAUUCAUUCCAAGAAGCAUACAAAGGUCAAAUUGUUGGAGUCAUCUUCUUUCGUGGGACACCUCCCACAGAGUCGGGCAAGCUGUUGAAUGUGAUGUAUACUUCUCAGCCAUCUGCACGCUGGUUGGUGGAAACAGAAGGCUCCCAUAGUGAGUUUGAUCCACAAGUGGUGUUGGUUAGGUGGACACUUGCCUGGCUCACCGGAAUUAUUCUUCUCAUUUCAACCUUCAUAGGGGUAUACUUCCUUCUCAAUAUGCCCAUCACAAAGGACACCCUUCUGUAUUCUAAUGUGAAGCUCGACUAAGCCUGAAAAGGAUACACUUGAUAUAUCACCUGCCAGAUUACACCAGAUCGCCAGUGAAACUUAUUUUGCAUGGGGACGUAUUGUAGAUGUCUCAUUACCAAUGUCCUUGUUGUUCAUGAAUAUCUCCCUCCCAAAUUGUUCUGUGGUAUCUAAUAGCUAAUAAGAUGUUCUCUUUGUUUAGGCGUUGGGGGCUAGAUUAAUGAGAAUUGGGGUUAUAUAAAAGUAAAUUUUUAAGACACAAGGUUGUUUUAUGUAAAGCAGGGUACUGGGCACCAUAGGGUGGGAGGGAGACAACUGGGAACUUAAGAUGAUUUUAUGAUGAUGUGCAUUUUGGAUAUAUGAGGGUGAUUCCGCGUUGAACUGUACUUGACGAUGGACUUCUUGAUCAACGUUGUUAUUUUCUGAGUUUUGAAAUAGUGAAUAAGUUUGAUUUAUUUCUCCUCAA
This is a messenger RNA of Quercus lobata, 1768 nucleotides long. It is a transcript of the gene PMP, whose product is annotated as putative type 1 membrane protein. The record is from RefSeq and is a predicted model, not a curated record. NCBI's taxonomy places the organism in Eukaryota, Viridiplantae, Streptophyta, Magnoliopsida, Fagales, Fagaceae. Gene Ontology annotation, cellular component: endomembrane system. Bases 196 to 1323 code for a protein of 375 amino acids. The transcript is spliced from 11 exons.